CAGAAAAAGAGUAUGUCUGAUGCAUUAAGUAAAUGUACCUAUGGAAUAUUACAACAGACAGAAAGUAGGAGUGUAACUAUUAGUUUGUCCCAGGAAAAGACUGUUUCUACCUUCACAUCGGAUGAGAAUGAACAGCCAAUACCACUACCAGUAAUAGAGACUGUUUCUGCUGUUAGAAAUAGUAAGAGACAAGUUGAAACUGCACCAUAUGAUCCAGAUAUCAUUGACUUUCUGGGACUACCUGAUGAUGUUUUGGUGGACUAUUGCCAAUCAGUGGAGAAUUCUGACCACCAAAUAAGUGCCCCAAAGCAAAUGAAGAUGAUGCCAUUGAUGAAUAUUUCAAAUUGUACUGUUAAUAUCAACUAUUACAAUAAUUGAAUUUGAACAAUAAUGGAAAAUACAUUGUAGUAGAUAUUAUUUGAAUUAUGCGGACAUUUAAGAGACUUUAAAAUACCGUAG
Molecule: messenger RNA, 459 nt
Organism: Mytilus californianus (California mussel)
Lineage: Eukaryota; Metazoa; Mollusca; Bivalvia; Mytilida; Mytilidae
Exons: 3
Coding region: 13-378 (121 amino acids)
Source: RefSeq, a predicted model, not a curated record